CGGCCGGUGGCGGCGGGAGGCGCCCGGACCGCGCCGGGCAUGGUGUGCGGGGACCCCCGCGCCAUGGAGCUGGAGAACAUCGUGGCCAACACCGUCCUGCUCAAGGCACGGGAAGGAGGCGGCGGCAAGAGGAAAGGCCGGAGCAAGAAGUGGAGGGAGAUCCUGCGGUUCCCGCACAUCAGCCAGUGCGACGAGCUGCGGAAGGGCCUGGAGCAGGACUACGGCAGCCUGUGCCAGCGGCAGCCCAUCGGCCGCCUGCUCUUCCGGCAGUUCUGUGAGACGCGGCCGGAGCUCCUGCGCUGCAUCCGCUUCCUGGACGCCGUGGAGGAGUACGAACUCUCCCCAGAUGAGAAGCGGAAGGAGAUGGGGGAAGAGAUCAUCCAGCGGUUCCUCAGGCAGGAGUCCCCAGAUUCCCUGCCCGAGGUGGGCCACCCCCACGCCAGUGAGUACCUGCAGGACCUGCAGAAGAGCCCCUGCAAGGACCUGUUCAGCAGCUGCCUGCGCCCCCUGCACCAGUUCCUGAGCGGGGACCCCUUCGCCGACUACCGGGCCAGCAUGUUCUUCGACCGGUUCCUGCAGUGGAAGUACCUGGAGAGGCAGGCUGUCACCAAGGACACCUUCCGGCAGUACCGGAUCCUGGGCAAGGGCGGGUUCGGAGAGGUGUGCGCCUGCCAGGUGCGGGCCACGGGCAAGAUGUACGCCUGCAAGAAACUGGAGAAGAAGCGGAUCAAGAAGCGGAAAGGGGAGGCGAUGGCCCUGAACGAGAAGCAGAUCCUGGAGAAGGUCAACAGCCGGUUCGUGGUGAGCCUGGCCUACGCCUACGAGACGAAGGACGCGCUGUGCCUGGUGCUGACCAUCAUGAACGGGGGAGACCUCAAGUUCCACAUCUACAACAUGGGGAACCCCGGCUUCGAGGACAAGCGCGUGGCCUUCUACGCAGCAGAGAUCUGCUGUGGGCUCCAGCACCUGCACCAGGAGGGCAUCGUCUACAGGGACCUGAAGCCAGAGAAUAUCCUGCUGGAUGAUGAUGGCCACAUCAGGAUCUCUGACCUGGGGCUGGCUGUCAAGAUCCCCGAGGGCGAGACCAUCCGCGGCCGCGUGGGCACCGUCGGCUACAUGGCCCCGGAGGUGAUCAGCAACGAGCGCUACACCUUCAGCCCCGACUGGUGGGGCCUGGGCUGCCUGGUGUACGAGAUGAUCGAGGGCCAGUCGCCCUUCCGCGCCCGCAAGGAGCGGGUGAAGCGGGAGGAGGUGGAGAAGCGGGUGCAGGAGGAGCAGGAGCUCUACUCGGACAAGUUCAGCGAGGACGCCCAGGCCAUCUGCAAGCUGCUCCUGGCCAAGGACCCCGGGGUGCGGCUGGGCUGCGGGGCCGGCGGGGCGGCCGAGGUGAAGCGCCAUCCCUUCUUCAGGACCAUCAACUUCAAGCGGCUGGAGGCCGGAAUCAUGACCCCCCCCUUCGUGCCGGACCCACGGGCGGUUUAUUGCAAGGACGUGCUGGACAUCGAGCAGUUCUCCACGGUGAAGGGCGUCAACUUGGACCAAACCGACAGCGAUUUCUACGCCAAAUUCGCCACGGGCAGCGUCUCCAUCCCCUGGCAGAACGAGAUGAUCGAGACCGAGUGUUUCAAGGACCUCAACGUGUUUGGGCCCGGCGGGACCCGCUCCCCUGACCUGGACUGGCAGCGGCUGCCCGAGCCCCCCAAGCGCAGCCUUUUGCAGCGGCUCUUCCGGCGACACCCAGCCGACUACACCAUCGGCACCACCGUCCGCCCCCCCGGCCCGGCUGCCGUGAACUCGCACCCUCCUGCCGCCAAAUCCUCCUGCCAAACCCCGGCACCGGCACCGUCUUGACCCCUCGGGGGGCCCCCAGCCCCCGUGUGCCCUCUCAGGGUUAUCCCGGAGCAGCGCCGGGGCCGGGGGCUCUGGGGAUG
Molecule: messenger RNA, 1931 nt
Organism: Neopelma chrysocephalum (saffron-crested tyrant-manakin)
Lineage: Eukaryota; Metazoa; Chordata; Aves; Passeriformes; Pipridae
Product: G protein-coupled receptor kinase 5-like
Exons: 16
Coding region: 40-1851 (603 amino acids)
Biological process (GO): regulation of signal transduction; protein phosphorylation; signal transduction
Cellular component (GO): cytoplasm
Molecular function (GO): ATP binding; G protein-coupled receptor kinase activity
Source: RefSeq, a predicted model, not a curated record